UUGUAACACACUCAAUCACCUAGGUAGCUCUAAAAUUGACAAAGAAUGACUUCAAUUUUUAGCAUAUUGUUUCUCUUGAUCACUAGUUACUUGAUAAGUAUCCAAGGACAAGUAAUGUCCUUAGAAGAAUCAAAUAUAAUGCUACCCUUAGAGAAACCACAUAGUUUCACCCAACUACACUUCUAUUUCCAUGACAUCUUAGAUAGUGAAAACCCAAGUACACUAAAAAUUAUCAACCCACCUAGCAAUUCUCAUGCUCCUUUUGGAGCCACUUACAUUAUAGAUAACCCUUUGACUGAAAAACAAGAUUUAAAUUCAAAUAUUAUUGGAAGAGCUCAAGGAACCUAUGCAUUAGCUUCUCAACAAGGUGAUUUUGCUUUGAAAAUGGAUGUUAAUUUUGUUUUUAUAGAAGGUAGCUACAAAGGGAGCACACUUACCAUGCUUGGAAGAAAUGUUAUUGUGGAUGAAGUUAGAGAAAUGCCUAUUGUUGGAGGAACUGGUGCCUUUAGGUUUGCAAAGGGGUAUGCUUUGGCAAAGACUGUUUGGUAUGAUUCUUCAUCAGGAAAUGCUAUUGAGGAAUUUAAUGUUAGCAUUUAUCAUUUCUAAUUUAGAAUUUUUCUUGCUAAUUUGUCUUACCAUAUAACUUAUAUAUAAGAUCAUAUAGCAUUUUUAUCAUAGAUAGGUCGAUAAAUAAAGGUAGUAGGGUAACAUGUUUAGAUAAAUAACUUAUGCAAACCCUUAUAGCAUAAGAGUCUAUGGUAUGAGAGUUAUAUUGUAAGCUCUUAUAUAUUCAAUAAGUUAUUUAUGUUUUGAUAUACAUGAUAAGAAAUACUUACAAAGUGCUAAUAUAAUUUAUGCAAACCCUUUAUUUAUGUUUUGAA
Messenger RNA from Cicer arietinum (chickpea), 881 nucleotides. Its product is annotated as dirigent protein 22-like. NCBI's taxonomy places the organism in Eukaryota, Viridiplantae, Streptophyta, Magnoliopsida, Fabales, Fabaceae. The record is from RefSeq and is a predicted model, not a curated record.